UCUCUCUUUUUGGUGAAUUCGAAGUGGAAAUGGAAUCGUUACCAUCUCCAUUUGGCGAUCCAGCUCCAAAUUUAUCUGAUUCAGAGCUCCGAGAAACUGCUUACGAGAUCUUAGUCGCUGCUUGUCGUAGCACUGGAAGUCGUCCGCUGACUUACAUUCCUCAAUCGCCGAAAUCUGAUCGGAGCAACGGUGUGACGACGUCGGUGUUAGCUCCGUCACCGUCGCUUCAUAGAUCUCUGACUUCUACAGCUGCGAGUAAGGUGAAGAAAGCUUUAGGGAUGAAGAAACGAAUUGGAGACGGAGACGGAGACGGCGGAGAAUCUUCGGGUCAACCGGAUCGGAGCAAGAAAUCUGUCACGGUGGGUGAGUUAGUUCGAGUACAAAUGCGAAUUUCGGAGCAGAUCGAUUCAAGGAUUCGUAGAGCUCUUCUCAGGAUCGCUUCUGGUCAGCUUGGGAGGCGUGUGGAGAUGAUGGUGCUACCUCUUGAGCUUCUUCAACAGCUUAAAGCUUCAGAUUUUCCAGACCAAGAAGAGUAUGAAUCAUGGCAGAGAAGAAACUUGAAGCUUCUUGAAGCCGGUUUGAUUUUAUAUCCUUGUGUGCCGUUAAGUAAAUCUGAUAAAUCUGUUCAACAGCUUAAACAGAUUAUUCGGUCGGGUAUCGAGAGGCCGUUAGAUACCGGGAAGAUCACGGGGGAGACGCAGAAUCUUAGGAGUUUAGUAAUGUCUCUUGCUAGUCGGCAGAACAACAAUGGGAUUGGUUCUGAGACUUGUCAUUGGGCUGAUGGGUUUCCGUUGAAUCUUAGAAUCUAUAAAAUGCUUUUAGAGUCUUGUUUUGAUGUGAACGAUGAGUUGUUGAUUGUUGAAGAAGUAGAUGAAGUUUUAGAGCUUAUAAAGAAAACAUGGCCUGUCUUGGGUAUGAAUCAGCUGAUUCACAAUGUUUGCUUUCUCUGGGUGUUGUUUAAGCGGUAUGUAUCAACCGGACAAGUGGAGAAUGACUUGCUUGUAGCUGCUCAUAACUUGAUACUCGAAAUUGAGAAUGACGCAAAGGAGACAAAUGAUCCUGAGUAUUCCAAGAUCUCGAGUUCUGUUUUGAGUUUGGUGAUGGAUUGGGCUGAGAAGAGACUUCUUGCUUACCAUGAUACUUUCAACAUCGAUAACGUUGAGACGCUGGAAACUACGGUUUCUUUGGGGAUUUUGGUAGCUAAGGUACUAGGCGAAGAUACUUCUAGUGAGUAUAGAAGGAAAAAAAAGCAUGUCGAUUCAGGGGGUGAUCGAGUCGAUACCUAUAUCAGGUCUUCGUUGCGUAUGGCUUUUUCACAGACAAAGAGGAUGGUGGAACAUAGCAAGAAGUCAAAAUCCCGACAGAACACGAAUAAUCUUCCUGCUCUUGCGAUUCUUGCAGAGGAUAUUGGUCAUUUAGCUUUCAACGAGAAGGCGAUAUUUAGUCCAAUUUUGAAGAAUUGGCACCCGCUUGCAGCUGGUGUGGCUGCAGCUACGCUUCAUUCGUGCUAUGGAACCGAGUUGAAGAAAUUCGUCUCGGGUAUUACCGAGUUGACGCCAGAUGCUAUAAGAGUACUCACUGCUGCAGAUAAGCUUGAGAAGGAUCUGGUGCAAAUUGCUGUACAAGAUGCAGUAGAUAGUGAAGAUGGCGGAAAAUCGGUUAUAAGAGAGAUGCCUCCUUUUGAAGCGGAAGUCGUUAUUGGUAACCUUGUGAAAUCGUGGAUCAAGACCCGAGUCGAUAGGCUAAAGGAGUGGAUCGACCGGAAUCUCCAGCAAGAGGUAUGGAAUCCGAGAUCGAAUAAACUCGGUAUCGCUCCUUCUGCUGUGGAUGUACUGAGGAUGGUAGAUGAGACAUUGGAAGCGUUUUUCUUGUUGCCGAUACUUUUGCAUCCAGUUUUGCUUCCUGAGCUAACGUCAGGACUCGACAAGUGUAUGCAGCAUUAUGUAUCAAAGGCGAAAUCUUCCUGCGGCUCGCGGAAUACAUUUCUACCCGCUUUGCCUGCUUUAACAAGAUGCACAGUCGGGUCCAGACUACAUGGUGUAUUCAAGAAAAAGGAGAAGCCAAUGGUAGCUUCUCACAGGAGAAAAUCACAGCUGGGGACAAGUAAUGACUCCGCGGAAAUACUUCAGUUCUGUUGCAGGAUCAACACUCUGCAGUAUAUCAGGACAGAGAUCGAAUCAUCCGGGAGAAAAACAUUGAAUCGUCUCCCGGAAUCCGAAGUUGCGGCUUUGGAUGGUAAAGGUAAAAUUUUUGAACAGUCAAUUGGUUAUUGCUCGAAAGGAAUACAGCAAUUGUCUGAAGCAACUGCUUACAAGAUCGUCUUCCAUGACCUGAGCAACGUUCUCUGGGAUGGUCUGUACCUCGGGGAAGUUCCUUCCUCAAGGAUUGAGCCGUUUCUUCAAGAGCUCGAACGGUGCCUUGAGAUUAUCUCCUCAUCAGUUCACGACAGAGUCCGAACCAGAGUCAUUUCAGACAUCAUGAGAGCUUCUUUCGACGGGUUCUUAUUGGUCCUCCUCGCAGGUGGGCCAUCGCGUGGCUUCACAAUUCAAGACUCUGCUGCCGUAGAGGAGGAUUUCAAGUUUCUGUGCGAUCUUUUCUGGUCAAAUGGAGACGGAUUGCCUUUGGAUCUAAUCGAGAAGGUUUCGACGACGGUCAAGAGUAUACUUCCGCUGCUGCGCACGGAUACUGAUUCUUUGAUUGAACGGUUUAAAGCGGUGUGUCUCGAGAAUCAUGGUUCUGACAGAGGGAAACUUCCGUUACCGCCGACUUCUGGUCCCUGGAGUCCGACGGAACCAAACACACUUUUAAGAGUAUUGUGUUACCGUUAUGAUGAGCCUGCGACUAAGUUUCUGAAAAAGACUUAUAACUUGCCGAGGAAGCUAACCUGAGAGUGAAAUUAAAUGUGGAAUAUUAUUUUGGUUAAGCGGCUAGCGGUUUGGUAUUGGGAAAUUAAAUUACUUGUACAAGAAAGUAGAAAUUUUUAGUGAAACAUUCUUCUUUUUGUACUAAUCAAAGCUUGUGGGCUUU
Molecule: messenger RNA, 3027 nt
Organism: Arabidopsis arenosa
Lineage: Eukaryota; Viridiplantae; Streptophyta; Magnoliopsida; Brassicales; Brassicaceae
Source: the annotation of a GenBank genome assembly